This is a messenger RNA of Opisthocomus hoazin, 948 nucleotides long. Lineage: Eukaryota; Metazoa; Chordata; Aves; Opisthocomiformes; Opisthocomidae. The record is from RefSeq and is a predicted model, not a curated record.
AUGCCCUUCUGCCAGCUCGGGGGCCGCAUCGUCCAGGGCCCGCCUGGCUGUGGGGCAGCUGGUGGGGCACUGAUGGUGAGGGCUAGGAAGGCGGAAGACCUCAGCAUCCCUCCUGGCAGGAUGGGGACCGUGGCGCUGGCACUGUCCCUGCUGACCACCACUCUCCUGUGCCCGGCCACUGCCAUGCUGCGCGUCGGCGCCUUCAACAUCCAGGCGUUCGGAGACACCAAGAUGUCCAACGAGGGAGUGGCGGGCAUCAUCAUCAGCAUCCUGCGCCGCUAUGACGUGGUGCUGGUGCAGGAGGUGCGCGACUCCGACCUCAGCGCCGUCACCGAGCUCAUGGAGCAGCUCAACAGUGUGUCCACGUCCCCGUACGACUACGAGAUCAGCAGCCCCCUCGGACGGGACAACUACAAGGAGAUGUACCUCUUCAUCUACAGGACAGAUGUCGUGUCCGUGGUGGACACCUACCAAUAUGAGGACCCCCAGGACAUCUUCAGCCGGGAGCCGUUCAUCCUGAGGGUCUCAGCACCCCAAACCAAGGUGGAGGAGUUUGUGCUGGUACCGCUGCACUCGGCCCCGCAAGAUGCCGUCGCCGAGAUCGAUGCGCUCUACGACGUCUACCUGGCCAUCAUCAGCAAAUGGGGGACCGACGUGAGUGCCGCUGGCACCAGGGGUGCCACCGAGGGACCCCCUGCCCGGCCCGCACCACCGGCAGCCGAGAGCAGGGGCAGGAGCGGGACCCACCGCCUGCGCCUCCCCGGCAGGAUCGUGGUGUGUGGCGCCAGGCUGAAGAGAAGCAUCGUGCCAAAUUCAGCUGCCAUCUACAAUUUCCAGCGUGCUUUCCAGCUGGAGCAGGAGGAGGUGAGCCGGGCUUGCAAACCCGGGGCUCGAACGGGCACCAAAGCUGAGCUGCCCUGGGUGGUGCUGGCUGCGGGGCCGUCGUGA